Messenger RNA from Oryza sativa Japonica Group (Japanese rice), 2047 nucleotides. RefSeq names its product cytochrome P450 709B1. The record is from RefSeq and is a predicted model, not a curated record. Lineage: Eukaryota; Viridiplantae; Streptophyta; Magnoliopsida; Poales; Poaceae. Gene Ontology annotation, molecular function: monooxygenase activity; oxidoreductase activity, acting on paired donors, with incorporation or reduction of molecular oxygen; heme binding.
AUAACACAGACACACACCAACACAAGCGAGAGACAAGCAGUCUCAAGCUAGCAACCAAGCAAAAUAGGAGCUAGUAAGCAAAGCAAGAACUAGAUCGAUCUCUGACAGGGAAUGGCCAUGGGAUUGUUAGCGUGGAUGGUGGCAGCGGCCGCGGCGGCGGUGCUGGCGUCGUGGGCGUUCAGCGCGGUGGUGCACCUGGUGUGGAGGCCCCGCGCCAUCAGCAGGCGCCUCCGGGCACAGGGCGUGGGCGGGCCGGGCUACAGGUUCUUCUCCGGCAACCUCGGAGAGAUCAAGAGGUUCCGCGGCGAUGGCGCUGGCGUCGUGCUCAACGUCUCCUCCCAUGACUUCCUCCCCAUUGUACAGCCACAUUUCCGCAAGUGGAUUCCCCUAUAUGGAAGGACAUUCCUGUAUUGGUUCGGAGCACAGCCAAACAUAUGCUUGGCUGACGUGAGCAUGGUGUGGCAGGUAUUGUCAGACCGGACGGGGAUAUACCCCAAGAACCUGACGAACCCUCACUUUGUGCGUCUACUUGGCAAGGGGCUUGUGCUCACUGACGGCGAUGAGUGGAAGCGCCACCGCAAGGUGGUCCACCCGGCCUUUAACAUGGACAAGCUCAAGAUGAUGACGAUGACCAUGUCUGACUGCUCUCGGUCCAUGAUGUCGGAGUGGGAAUCGGAGUUGGCGGCGAAGGGUGGUCUUGUUGAGAUUGAGCUAAGCAGGCGGUUCGAGGAGCUCACUGCCGAUGUGAUCUCGCACACGGCGUUUGGUAGCAGCUACAAGGAGGGGAAGCAGGUCUUCCUGGCACAGAGGGAGCUCCAAUUUCUUGCCUUCUCCACCUUCCUCACUGUUCAAAUUCCAGGGUUUAGCUACCUUCCGACCAUGAAAAACUUCAAGACAUGGUCGCUCGACAAGAAGGUGAGGGGCAUGCUCAUGGACAUCAUCAAGACCCGGCAUGCCAACAAGGAUGUAGCUGGGUAUGGGAAUGACCUACUUGGGUUGAUGCUGGAGGCAUGUGCGCCGGAGCACGGGGAGAGCUGCCCACAACUGAGCAUGGAUGAGAUCAUUGACGAGUGCAAGACCUUCUUUUUUGCAGGGCAUGACACCACAUCACACUUGCUCACCUGGACCAUGUUCCUGCUGAGCACGCACCCAGAUUGGCAGGAGAAAUUAAGGGAGGAGAUUGCAAUGGAGUGUGGUGACAAGGUGCCCACUGGUGACAUGCUCAACAAGCUAAAGAUGGUCAACAUGUUCCUCCUAGAGACCCUAAGGCUGUACAGCCCUGUCUCACUCAUACGGAGGAAGGUUGACACUGAUAUUGAGCUCGGCGGCAUCAAGAUGCCUGAGGGUGCACUAUUGACGAUCCCGAUCGCGACAAUUCACCGUGACAAGGAAGUGUGGGGGGAGGAUGCGGAUGAGUUUAGGCCGGAGAGGUUCGAGAAUGGGGUGACGAGGGCAGCGAAGCACCCCAACGCACUACUCUCCUUCUCCAGCGGACCGAGGUCAUGCAUUGGGCAGAACUUUGCAAUGAUCGAGGCCAAGGCUGUCAUUGCCAUGAUCCUACAGAGGUUCUCCUUCACUUUGUCCCCCAAGUACGUCCAUGCACCCACUGAUGUGAUCACGCUGCGUCCCAAGUACGGGCUCCCUAUGAUCCUCAAGAGCCUCAAGCUGUAGGGAGAAAUACGUAAGAAAUAUAUGAAUUGUCCUUUCUCUUCUAUAAGAGUUUGCCACUUCGCUGGUAGGAGUUAUUUAGAACUAAUUGGUUGUACAUGAUACAUCAAUUUUGUUGAUGUUAUUCAGACAAUGUAUUUGUAUAUUUCAUUUUAACAAAAUUUGGAUGUGGAUUUGCUUUUUGAUUGGGUGUAAGAAGUUUUGCUUAUUUAUUGCUCAUCAACCAAGUAGCAAUGUGAUGUAUGUUACGUAUCUAAGGUCAGAAAAAAAGAUCAUACUCAUGGUUGUGUAAUACUCUAAGUCAAUAUGUACUUUGUAUACAUUACUUCUUGAUACUAUAAUGAUCUUUGGAUGCGUAAAAUAUAGUAAUUUGGGAGAA